AUGAAACAAAGAGUAACUAUCUAUAAGACGAGCCACGCUCUGAGCAGAGAGACUCAACGGGCUGCAGAGGGAACCUUCGCCUACGUGUCUGAGAAGGGAGGAGAGCUCUACAUCAGAGCACGUGACGGCUGGCGCAAGAUCCAGCUCGGAGAGUUAAUUCAUUCGGGACCUUCCCCCUCAGCAGCGUCUCAGACAAUCAGCAGACUACCAGAGGGGACCCGACCACACAGGAUCCACAGCCAGGAGCUUCAAGAGGGAAGUCGAGGAUAUCAGCCUAGCUAUAAUGUACUACCACAGACCUUCAACGCUGUACCUGGGCUCCAUCUGGUAGCCCUGAACACCCCGCUGAAAGGGGACAUGCGUGGCAUUCGCGGGGCAGACUUCCAGUGCUACCAGCAGGCCCGCUCCAUGGGGCUAACAGCCACCUACAGGGCCUUCCUGUCCUCGCACCUCCAGGACCUGGCAACCAUCGUGAGGAAGGUGGAUCGCAAUGACAUGCCCGUGGUUAACCUCAGGGGUGAAGUGUUGUUCAGUAGUUGGAUGUCCAUCUUCUCUGGGAAUGGAGGCACAUUUGAACCCUCCACACCAAUCUACUCCUUCAACGGACGCAACGUGAUGACAGACUCAGCAUGGCCAGAAAAGCUGGUGUGGCACGGCUCCAACACGGGGGGCAUCCGCGUGACCACUAACUACUGCGAGGCGUGGAGGACGGCUGACGUGGCGGUGACGGGCCAGGCUGCGCUGCUGCAGACAGGGCGACUGUUAGGACAACACACCCGCUCCUGCUCCAACCACUACAUAGUGCUGUGUAUAGAGAACACAUACGUGGGGAACACACAUCAAAGGAGGACCUGAGGAGGCCGAGGAAACACACACACACACACACACACACACACACACACAC
Molecule: messenger RNA, 904 nt
Organism: Etheostoma cragini (Arkansas darter)
Lineage: Eukaryota; Metazoa; Chordata; Actinopteri; Perciformes; Percidae
Product: collagen alpha-1(XV) chain-like
Exons: 8
Coding region: 1-855 (284 amino acids)
Source: RefSeq, a predicted model, not a curated record